Molecule: messenger RNA, 6493 nt
Organism: Cydia splendana
Lineage: Eukaryota; Metazoa; Arthropoda; Insecta; Lepidoptera; Tortricidae
Gene: Atx-1
Product: ataxin-1
Exons: 4
Coding region: 561-1478 (305 amino acids)
Biological process (GO): regulation of DNA-templated transcription
Molecular function (GO): RNA binding; protein binding
Source: RefSeq, a predicted model, not a curated record
CCGGUUUCAGUCUGGCACCACGAGCGCUCGUCCGUAUUGCAUUAGUAUUUAUUUAUGUAUCGUGCAGGUUCUGGUUCUGGCGGCGCCGCGGGUCGCGGGCGGCGGGGAGAACACUUACUACGUGAUUAAUCCGCGCCCCCGCCCGGCCCGCGGCCCUUGCCGCGGCCAGGCGUACUCGCGCCGGGUUUCCUCGUCCCCGCGUCUCAUGGCCACUCACUACGCACGGAGCUCCGCCGUAGUGCCGCCUGCCGACGCCAGUCGCGUCGCGACCUGCGCCGACAACGGACGCUCCGUGUAAACAUCUCAACUGUAUGAUAUCAUUCAUGCUAAUCUCCGCUCGUUGAUUUUCCUGCCCAGUGACCGCAGUGAAACCCGCGUCGCCGCGAGUGCCGAAUGUUAGUAGACGUCACCGGUGUAUUUUUCCGUCGGGAACUAAACCUGUUUGGAGUGAUCGGCGCCUGCCUCGGAUGAGACCGGCGACUAGUGAACGUUGCUGUGACCCGUGGCCUGCGAUGCUGCGCCCGUGACCGUCUUGCGACAGUGCCACGAAACCGCGUCCGAUGAUCUCGGCGAGGCUCCCCGGCGAGGCGCUGGCCCAGCUGGGGCAGCUCGGGCCGCUGGGGCUGUACCCGCCGCCGCCGCCGGCCGGCAUGACGCCCGAGUUCCUCGCCCCGCCGCCCCGGCCCUACGCGCGCUACGCGCAGCGCCGCCCGCGCGACAUGCCAGCGCCCCCCGCCCCUCAAUCUCCCUCGUUUCCUAGUUAUCCGACCUUCCUCCCUCAUCCCUCGUACGCGUACAACCUGUACCGGGCGGGCCCCCGGGCGCCGCAGUCGCCGGCCAACUACCCCCUGCACCGGCCCACGUCGGGCUUCGUGCCGCCGGCUCCGGCGUCCCAUUCACCACCAGUGUCUGCGCCGGCGCCUUUACCUCCUGUCCACAGAGACGAACCACCAAUUUCACCGGAGCGCGGCGCGCCCGCGGCAUACUUCUGCCGUGGUGCCCUCAUUCGACUCGAAGAUGGUUCGCUUCGGCGCGUUGAAGAGAUGAGGACAGAAGACUUUGUGAUGAGCGCAGAGCACAGUGGGGACCUGGCGCUGACUCAAUGCACGCUGCUACGGCUCGACGAGCGGGGCGACCGGCUCGCGCUCACACUGACGUACGAUAGGAACCGGGCACAGGUGGAGCUGGACUCGACCGUAGACCACCCGUUCUUCGUGUACGGGCGUGGCUGGGCGUCCUGCAAGCCGGAGCGCACGCUGGCGCGGUACGGGUUGCACGUCCAACGACUGCAAGUAGGCGACGUGUGCGUGUCUCUAGUCGCCAGGAAGCACGCCUCCGCGUCUCUCCCCGCGCACCCCUCCUCCGCGCCUCCUCAGACGCACCCGGAGAACCUCAGCGUUAAGGAAGACGCUCGCAAGCGGCGGUGGUCCGCUUCAGACGUGCUCGAAGACGACCGCCCCCUUCCAAAGAAACGCUGAAGCGUCGUGAUCGCUCUUAAACUAUCGUUUAGUUCGUUUCUUCCCGUAGUCGUCGCGGAUUGUGAGCUGAAUUAGUGAUCGAACGCUUCAUCUUCCUGCUAUCUAACGAAAUCAGCUUCGCAAUAUUCUCACGUGGAUAGUGACAAUAACCCAGUGAGUGAUCGCGUGCCCGUGCGGCCGCGACCGUCCGCUGUACUAUCGGGAACUCUAGGUGCUUUUUACUGUCCGGUGCUUCUGUCGCGUAUGUGUACGACAAUGUAAAUAUGUAUGUAAUUAUGAUACUUAGGUCAAAGUUCAAUGUUACACUCCAUGACUAAACUAAAUGUAUCACAAAUAUGUGAACGAACGUUUGCGCGAUGCGUAGGAGAGCAUAUAAAAAAUAUUUUUGCACAUAUAUACAUACCGACACAAGUCAAAUCAUUAAUCAAACUGUUUUUAGUUUAAAAUUAUAUUGGAGUGAGAACCGAAAAACUUAAUGAGCACAAAAAUAACAAUGUGUAUGUUUCUACCAGAUCUUAUAGUAGGUUAGAUUUUGUGAUAAACAAUGAGAUUUUAAAUCGCCAGUCCGUCGAGACGGCAUUGCAUAUUAUGUUAAACAAAGGUACAAUGAAUGUUUGGUAGGAUAGCUAUGGGCUUACGUUCUAAAUGAGGAAUGAGUUCCUUGCCUUUUCACCGUUGAGUGGGGCUGCUUUUCCACCAAAUAGGUGGCUAAUGCUAAAGGGUAAACGAGAUCAAAACUAAACUACACCAAAAAUGUGAUUCAAUUACGGUAUUGACCAGAACUACGAGUAAAGUAAACGGCAUAACGGAUCAGGUUAAUGAGAUUAACUAGCUUCCAGCUCUCAUCCGUAGCUCGCAAUCCUUCACAAAAGGCACUUCGAUGAUUAAUUGGAUCAUAGGUACCAACACAUAAUUAGCAACACAGCAUGUCUGUAGGCAAUUAGGCAUCUCUGGUAGAAAAGCAAUUUGACUCAGUUGGGGGCAGACGUAGCCCACACCCAUGGUUGUGACAGACAUAUCCCGGCUCGCGAAACAGACAACCAAACAAACCCUGCUACAAGCUUCCCCUAUUGGCUGUAGUAAGGACCGAACUUGCAGGUGGUGGCAAAUUUAUCUGACAAGUAAUUUGAUCGUGUAUACAUUAUAAUAUCUAUUCUAAAAAUAAAAUAUAUAUGUACCUAUAUUAUGACGUUGUUAGAUGUCAUCUCUAUUGUUUUUAGACGUCCAUGUGUAAUACACAUAACUUUUCUAUGAGAAGAUUGUUGUAUACAUAAUAAACACACAGUCUGUGAUAUUUUGUAGUUAUUGGUCAGAGUAGAUAUGAAGUAUUGCUUGAAUAAAGGAAAUAUAUAUGUUUAGAGUACUAAGUGCGUAAACGGUAAGGAGCUAUAUAGAUGUCGUAUACUCAAAAAUUUCGCUGGAGGAUACAAACAAAAUACAUAAACAAGUAGAGUCUGUGAUUUUAUACAUAUGUAUAUCGUUAUACCAAAUAACGACGAAUGCAAAGGCCAUAUCAAAAUCCAAUUAAUUUUAAAUAUUAUUAAGUGAAUAUUUACCGUUCUUCAUUUGGUAUAUUAUUAUUUGCAUAAUAUAAAUCGUAGAGUUUCACAUGGAUUUCCAACCGAAUACUUACCUAAUACGUAGGUAUAAUGUUGAGUGUAAUGAUAUGGGUACAAGGAUGUUUGCCAUGCUAGGCGGGCCUGGCCCGCGGGACACGGGGUAGUACUUUCAUUGUACCGUAAAUGUUACGUGCUUGUUAAUUGUAUGUUAAUUAUUAGCGGCCGGCCCGGCACCGCGCCCGGACACGGCCGGCGGGGCGUAGAUAAAAAGCUAAUAAUUUGUUGUAUAAUGUAUGUAAUUCUAGUUUUAUCGUGUUUAUUAUUAUAUUUUGUAAUUGUAAUGAAAGAUCUCAUUUUAUUAAUCGGUAUUUUCUAACAAGGCGCUUCAUUAGAUCAUGACUAAGCCUACCUCACAAACUUGAGACCGGGCGGCGCGCGCCGCGGCCGGUCGCCAGCAAGUCGACAAGAUCUCAAUUUGAUGAAAAUAAACUUAUAAAAAGACUGGGACGCUUUACUGAAUGUUGUGGGAUAGUAGUUUCUUUGAAGAUAUUACUUAAAUUAUGAUAUAGGAAGGAGCAUUUAUUAAGUGAUCGGGCGCAACCGGCGCGACGCGCUGCGCUCCUAUUCCAAGCAAGUCGCUCGACUCGAUUAGUACAAAAAUUCUUACAAAAAGUAUUAUUUCCCAAAAUUUUCAAUUCAGAAAGUAUUAACUUAAUUUCAAUGAAGGGUGCUAUACAAACUGUUUUCGUUGACGUGUCAAGCACGAUAACAUACUUAGGACAUUAAUGUCCCGAUAUUUGCAAUAUUUUGAGUGUAAAUUGGCAGAAUCAAAGUUCUUCCAAGACUAAAAUCUAUUGAAAUGUACCAGUUUAUAUUCCAAGCCAGCUUCAGUUUUGUUCCCUUGAACUACUAACGUAUGUUCUAUGUAUUAUAACAAUUGCAAGCCAAUGUAAAUUAGAUAUACAAAAUCGAUUUUAACUAUUGUAUUUACAACCAAUAAUUACUUCAUGUGGAGUAGUUAUCCCAACAUUUAUAAAACCAUUGCUGUCAAGAAAGUUAUAUUUUUCCAUCAACUUACAUAUUAUGAUCAGACAAUACCUAUUCAAAUGCUAUAUUUGUAAAAGAGAAUCAAUAAUAUAUAUGAGGUAAACAAACUUGAGCAUAAUUAAUUGAUGACUUUGGACCAAGUUCCCAAAUUUAAAAGAAAAUCAUAAUUGACGAGAGGAUACGUUUACACUGGGCGACAUCUGUUAUCAAUGCUGACGAUUAAGUGUAAACCUAAACGAGCCCUAAGCUAGGUUUAAGCCGGUCUAAGUUAUUUCUGCUCAACUGAUCGUCUCAUUUUUGUAAACACGAACAAAGUUUCUGCAUUACGCGAUGAAUAGCAAAACAUUUUUUUCAACACAUCAAUAAAAAAUAUAGUGAGCAAACAGAAACUUUGGUCCUGUAUCAUUGAAUACGUUUUAUGUCACGACUGUUCUUAAUGUUACGUGUUAAGGCCAGGAAAUUAUAUAAUUAUAUUCAUCGUUAAGUUUAUUUCCGUUUUAUAUCUUUAAAAUUCGCUUGUCGACAAUAAGAUACAUAUGUAGCUAAUUAUUAUUUUAAUAACGUAGAGAAAUGAUCACUGCGGGUCUACCGCGAACCACGUUCGACGUGUUGCCUCCCUGUCACUUACGUACGAAUUUACAAGUGCGACAGAGAGGCAACACGUCGAACGUGGUUUGCGGUAGACCCUCUGUUCUUGUGGUCGAGUGAUCUUUGUAUGAGUGUUCAAACGUAGAGAUCGACUUUCGGCAACACAUUGAUAUAGAAAUAAAACGUAGAAAUACUUGCAAUUGUCUCUUUCCAUCUUGGCGCUGUAGCAAGUCAUUGAUUAACGUGUGUGACAGAGAUAUACCUAAUGAUUUUGUAAGUACCUACACGAAUGACUGGACUUGCGUUGCAUAGUGACAAUAGAUACUUAUCAUAUUUAGAGUGCCGUGUUUCGUCGUUGCCAACAUAGUACAUAUGUAGUGCAUAAUUAUUUUCCAUCGUAUUUUCACGGAAACGUACGAACGUGUCUUGCCAUUUCAGUCAAUCUCGGUGCAAAAAGUACUGAGAUUGACUGGCGUAGCAUGACAAAUACGAACGUUUCCGAGAAAAUACGAAGGAAAACAAUUAUGCUCUACAUCUGUAACGGGCAUUAUUCCAUACGCUAUGACCUUAUCAUAUCGGUAUUGAGUCUCACCUUUACUUUAAACACAAAAUAAAUAUUUGAGUCGGGGAGAUGCGUAUUGUACAGUCAGCAGCAGAAGUUGCUAAGCGGGCAAGAUGUUCAAAAUGACCUUGGCACGCUCUUAUUCUCUUAACAAUAAGGUCGCGUCAAGAUCAUUUUGAACACCUGGCCCGCUUAGCAACUUCUGCUGCUGACUGUAGCAACACUACCAUAAUCGUCAAAUUUCAUUUUUUUCGGUGUUGUCAAUGUUAUCAUAUUGUGUCGGUGUAGACUUAAAUUACUGUAGGUACUACUCGUACAACAUCUACAAGAUUUCCUUUUUACUUAUAAAUAUAAUUAUGUUGCAAUGUAUAGUUUGUCAAAGGACUAUCCGUUUUCAAUCAUAGACAGAGAGAAUCAUAAGUACUAUCUUUGUCUUACACUAGUACUAGCACCCAAAAGAAAAGGAUGAGUAUAGUUUUGCUGGUUCUUACUGACUGACAAAUUGGUUUGACCAACUAUAUUUACUUUUAGCCUGAGAACACUGGUCAGGCAUCGAUACCGAUUCUGGAGAUAGGAGUUUGAGCGUGUCGAAUAGAAGCCCGUUUUCCACAGUUCGUAGUAAACCUUCCCAACUAACCAAGUACUUCCGACAGAAGAUUGUGCCAUCUUACAGAUUUCUUAUUAUAUUCAACUAUUUUGGUCAAACGAAUGGCCAAUAACUCUAGCCGCCCAUACGUCAAACCUUGCCAAGCAAAGUGAAAUUUUAUUUUGUCAACACAAAGUUCAAAUUAGAAUGGAACAGGAGACCUUUUUAUAGGUCUCUGGGCGGCUAGAGGAUAAAGGAACACCUGUCUUUAUAUACGUUAUUAACAUAUUCUUAAUUAUUGGUUAAAAUCGACAUGAUAUCCAACUUAACCUCAAACUAGUUCAGAUAGAGUGACUGUCAAAUAACAACUUUGAUACAUAUAUUUGUUACAAAAUCACCUAUCAUUAGGAGUUUCUUUUAAAAUUAUAAUAGAAAUACAGAUAGAUGCUUUUACUGGAGAAGUUGUGUCAUUUAUGUAAUAGAAAAAUAAAUAUAAAAUUGUUAUAUAAUUAUAUGAUGAAUGGCAAAAUAUAUAUGUAUAUUUUAUUGUAUAGCGGAGUGAGUACUAUUUCAGAUUAUGUAAAUGGAAAAUGUUAUAGACCGAGAUGUGUUAAAAUAAGUUAACUGUUUGUAAAAAGAAGAGAAAAUAUGUAUAACUGAAUAUUUGCUACAA